This is a messenger RNA of Daucus carota subsp. sativus, 1346 nucleotides long. RefSeq names its product large ribosomal subunit protein uL10. The transcript has 5 exons. Gene Ontology annotation, molecular function: structural constituent of ribosome; large ribosomal subunit rRNA binding. Gene Ontology annotation, biological process: ribosomal large subunit assembly; cytoplasmic translation; ribosome biogenesis. Lineage: Eukaryota; Viridiplantae; Streptophyta; Magnoliopsida; Apiales; Apiaceae. The coding region runs from base 130 to 1092 and encodes 320 amino acids. Gene Ontology annotation, cellular component: cytosolic large ribosomal subunit. The record is from RefSeq and is a predicted model, not a curated record.
AUACGAGACCUCUCAACUCCCCCAUUCCCAUUUCAGGGCACCACUUUCUCGUCCAGUAACAAACCCAGCUAUCAUUACUCUCUCUCAUCACACACACUCUCUCUCUAGAAAGAAAACCCUAGUAGGACGAUGGCGGUGGGAAGAGGAGCGAGAACGGAGAAGAAGAUAGCGUACGACGAGAAGCUGUGCAAGCUGCUGGAUAUUUAUAACCAGAUACUUAUUGUGGGGGUUGAUAAUGUUGGGUCGAAUCAGUUGCAGGGGAUCAGGGCUGGGUUGAGGGGUGAUUCUAUCAUUUUGAUGGGGAAGAAUACGAUGAUGAAGAGGUCUAUUCGUGUUCAUGCUGAGAAGACCGGAAAUACUGCCAUUCUUAGCCUCAUUCCUCUCCUUGUGGGAAAUGUGGGUUUGAUAUUUACCAAGGGUGAUCUGAAGGAAGUGAGUGAUGAAAUUGCCAAAUAUAAGGUUGGAGCUCCUGCACGUGUUGGCCUCAUUGCUCAAAUUGAUGUCGUUGUGCCCCCUGGAAACACAGGGCUUGAUCCAUCCCAGACAUCCUUCUUUCAGGUGCUUAAUAUUCCCACUAAAAUCAACAAAGGGACGGUGGAGAUAACAACAAACGUGGAUCUGAUCAAGAAGGGGGACAAGGUUGGGUCCUCUGAAGCUGCCCUUCUGUCAAAGCUUGGUCUGAGGCCCUUUUCAUAUGGCCUAAUUGUGAAGUCAGCUUAUGACAAUGGCUCUGUCCUUAGUCCAGAUAUUCUUGAACUCACUGAAGAUGAUGUUGCACUUAAGUUUGCAAAUGCGUUGGCAAAUGUUGCUGCUGUUGCCCUUUCUAUUUCCUACCCAAGUAUUGCUGCAGCACCAUCCAUGUUCAUCAAUGCCUACAAAAAUGUCUUGGCUUUGAGUGUGGCAACAGAUUAUACUUUCAAGCAGGCUGAGAAAAUAAAGGAGUUUUUGAAGGAUCCUUCUAAGUUUGCUAGCACUGUGGCUGCGACUGCUGCUCCAUCUGGUGGUCAGGCAGCUCCUGCAAAGGAGGAAGCUAAGAAGGAAGAACCAGAAGAGGAGUCAGAUGAUGAUCUGGUGUCUGGUUUGUUCGAUUAAGAUGAGUCUAGUCGUUUUGCUAAUGACACUCGAAUGCUGAGAGAGUUUAGUAGUCAUAUGUCUAAAGACAAUCUGCUUUGCUUGCUUUUGUAAGACCUUAUUCCUAUGCUUUGUUUAACGUUUGAAUCUGCUGGAUGCUAGGAAGUAGGAACGUUCCAAGUUGUUGGCCGUUUAAGUUCCAAAUCUGCCGAGGGUUAAAUAAUCUUCUGAACAUUUAGAUGCUUGCUAAAACCUCUAAUUCUCUCUGGUUUUCA